GGAAGAAGAAGAAGAAGAAGAACCCGGAAGUGUAUGGAGCCGCUGAUCCGCAGCGGAUCAUCAUCAGACUGAGCUCAGAAGGAGCUCCUCCUCCAACAUGGCCGACCUCUGGCAGAAUGCCAUGGAUCACGCUGUCGCUGCUGCUCGGAGAGCUGGAGAGGUGGUGCGUGGGGCUCUGCAGGACGACAGGAAGGUGAUGACGAAGAGUUGUUCGGUUGAUCUGGUGACACAAACCGACCAAAAAGUGGAGCAACUCAUCAUCCAAUCAGUGAAGGACAAAUUCCCCACUCACAAGUUCAUAGGGGAGGAGUCUGUGGCUGCAGGUGAACCAUGCGUCCUGACCGACAGUCCCACCUGGAUCAUUGACCCAAUCGAUGGGACGACCAACUUCGUUCAUGCAUUUCCUUUUGUUGCUGUUUCCAUCGGAUUUUCUGUCAACAAACAGGUGGAGUUUGGGGUUGUUUACAGUUGUCUUGAAGAUAAGAUGUACACAGCGAGGAGGGGGAGAGGAGCGUUCCGUGACGGAGAACCGCUGCAGGUUUCUGAUCAGGAAGACAUCAAACAGUCGAUCAUCGCCACUGAGUUUGGAUCAAACAGAGACCCUGAGGCUGUGGACAAGAUCAUCUCCAGCCUGAGGAACGUCCUCUGUAUCCCUGUCCACGGGGUGCGAGGCGCAGGAACUGCAGCCAUCAACAUGUGUCUGGUGGCGUCUGGUUGUGUUGAGGCGUAUUAUGAGAUGGGGAUCCAUAUUUGGGACGUCGCCGCCAGCUCACUGAUCGUGUCGGAGGCUGGAGGAGUCCUGAUGGAUGUGGAGGGAGGAGACGUGGACCUGAUGUCCAGAAGAAUCCUCGCUGCCAACAACAGAACCAUCGCCGAGAGGCUCGUCAAAGAGAUCGACCACUUCAGUCCACCCAGAGACGAUGCUCCGCUGCCGCUCAAACAGUAACGACAACACCCCACCAACGGCGCUCCAACGCCGCCGCUCACACAGUAAAGAUGAUGCUUCGCCGCUGCAGUUCACUGAGGAUCUAGCGACAGACUGAUGUUACAGAUGUUCAGUUUGAUGAAUAAAGGUUGUCAAGAAAACUGUC
This is a messenger RNA of Epinephelus lanceolatus (giant grouper), 1091 nucleotides long. Its product is annotated as inositol monophosphatase 1. The record is from RefSeq and is a predicted model, not a curated record. Gene Ontology annotation, molecular function: inositol monophosphate 1-phosphatase activity. Gene Ontology annotation, biological process: inositol metabolic process; signal transduction; phosphatidylinositol phosphate biosynthetic process. Lineage: Eukaryota; Metazoa; Chordata; Actinopteri; Perciformes; Serranidae.